UCUUCAGCUUCUCCAUUGAAAGUUGGUUGUUCUGGCCCACCGUUACUCUCAGAUACAUCAUUAACCGGUGCACUUUCACUCAUUUUCCACAAUACUCACUUUUAUUUUGUAACAAUAUCCUGCAGGUAACAAUUUAAGUUCAUAACUGAUCUUAUUGAGUACAGUGCAACAGUUGUAAUGUUGCUUGAAAGGUUAUAUAAAUAUUUUAUCCUAUUAAGUAUAAACGAAUUAUCAUAAUACUUAAUACUUACUGUAAUGCAUAUAUUUUAAAGAAUUUAAUCCAUUGAUUUACAUUCACAUCAGCGUAUUAGGUUAAGCCGUGAACACCUUAACAAUAAUUCCGUUGCAAUUGAAUGGAAACGAGACGGUGCCUUAAAUCAUGACCGGUGCUGCACGACAAUGUGUAUUUUAUCAGUGAAAGUUAAUUGUUUAUAACAGAAACAAUGUAUGGAGAAAAAUACAUAAUCAUUAAGUUUAGUUGGCAUAAACACUAAAGCCGACUCCUCAUGGAGAGAUUUUGGAUGACGCUAAUUCAAAGCUGAUGAUUUUACCGCUGAAUUAAAACCCUAGAUCGUUGGUUGAGGAAAGCGUACCAUCGUCAAAUGAAAAGUGGCGAUUUAAAUUCAAGCUUCAUUCAACAGAACAUGAGGAAAACCUAUCUAAAUCACGUGGGAAUGAAGAUCACUAUUUAGCGCAAUGUUCAACAGUUGUUUCACUAUGUUACACUAAAAUGUUCAGUUUUAUAUGUCACGAACAACGCUGUAGUAGGAGCUGAUGAUGUAAGAUGGAAGUAAAUGAUAAUUCAAUUAUUCUUCAAAAUAGCAACAGUGUGACAGUAGCUCAUUCUGUGUGGAAAUUUAUUAACAGCCCUAUUAUUGCAAUCUUCUCUGAUCUAAAAAAUGCAACUGCAGAACAAAUGCUUCGAUCCCUCUUAGAAUCAAUAUUAAAUGGCUCUGCUACUUUAACCACAGUUUUAGUUCCACCGUAUACUAAUGGAAUGCAAAAUGAUGUAUUACAGUGUCAAUAUGCAGCAUUUACCACUUGGCUAUUUGGCACAAUGUUUUAUAUAGUUGGGGAACCUUUGAGCAAUGAAAUUCUUAUGAACAGUAUAGAGAUUCAAGCUUGCAUGCUUAGAAUAUUAUCUAGGCACCAUAUUACAAUGUUUGAAGUUGUUAGUGCUGAAUAUAUAAAUAUUCUUCAAGAAAUAUUAGAAUUUUAUAAAACUAAUGGAGAUGAGGAUGAAUUUACAUUAGCUAAGUUUAAUACAGACAGAGAAAUUAUAGAGAAUUUGGAUCUACGAGCAUUUCCUGUUGUAAUAAAGUAUUUUGAUAUACCACAAGUACAAAUAUCUAUAUUAAAAAUUAUUGAGAAAACUGGGGUUUCAGUGUGGAAUGAAAAAGUACUUUCAGAUACCAUGUUGAAAAUACUUGUUGUAUCUGUCCCAAAUGUAAAGAUUAUGGCAUUAAAUUUGUGUUCAAAAUUAAUAGAGCUUUCUUUAAUGAAUGAACAGGAGCUUGAGAGUUUGAUUCUCUAUUUUAUUGAAAUUGUUAAAAUAAUUCCUACGUGGUUGGUGUCAAACGAAUUACAAGGAAAUCAGAUAUGUCAGCUUAUAGAAAUGUUUACUCAAUUUAUUGAGGCACUGCCUGUGUUUUCAAAUAGUAUUGAAUUAUGCUUGGAAACUAUUCAUUUUACAGUUCAUAAGUUAAUUAGGAAUGGUGAUAAUGUUAUAGCUAUUGAAAAACUGAAAGAAAUUAUAUCUAAUAAAGUUAGACAAUACUUUAUUAGGGAACAAAGAGUUUGUACUCCUUCUGAUAUAAAAAGAUUUAUUUCACUUUUUGAGUAUUAUCCAGAUUUCAUUAUUAUUUUUAAUCAUUGUAUUUUUGCUGAUAUUAAACGUAAUGCCAGUGCCAAUAAUUUAGUCAGUGAUAUUUGUGAACCAUGGAAGUUAGUGAGAAAUGAAUUAAUUACUGCAACACAUUCAAAGAAAUUAGAAAAAUGUGUAUUUAUCUUGAAAGCUUCUCGUAUUUUACAAUGUUGGUUGAAGGAUUUAAAGUUGCCAAUGAAUUUAUACACUACUGAAUUAGAUGAUAUUUUGAAAAUACUUGUGGAGUAUUUAAAAUCAGGGCAAUAUCAGCAAAUGCAAAUCAUUUUUGAAUGCUUUAUACAUAUGAUAGCACAUAAUGAAUCAAAUAAGAAUAUACUUCAAAAAUUAUUGACAUUACCAUUUAUUAGACAUAUUGAAAUGCCUGUGGAAUUCAUUAAUAAUCAUGUGAGAGAGGCAGCAGAGUCUCUAGAGAUUGCUAUGAAAUUGAAAUGUCUUGAAAUUCUUUGUGAAUUUAGUAAUGGAAUGGAAACAUUAAAAAUAUUAAAUACUUGUGUUUUAAAUGAUGAAAGUGACUUAGCAGUUGGAGCAGUACAGAAUAGUGUGCUACUCCUAAAAAAGAGUGAAAUAAAAUUUGAAGAUAUCACGAGAUUCGUUCUUCAACCUGCACUACAGUCAAACAAAGAAAAAGUUCAUGAAAUGCUAGUAACUGUUUUGGCUAAAAUAAGUUGCUGUUUGUCUGGAUGUGCAGAUUUUGUAAGAGAAUUGGACAGCACAAAAUGGGAAGUACAGUGUAAAUGUUGCACAGAUGAUGUUGAAAGCAAUGUGGAUACUAAUAUCUAUCGUGUCUCAGAUGAAUAUGAUUACCUCUUGAGCUCUUAUUUUGGUUUAUUAUCUUCAAAUUUUCUUUCUGUGCGUUUGAGCAUUUCUAAAAAUAUAUUGUCAUUUUCAAAUCAUAUAAAUUCUUUUAAUGAUAAUGAAAUAGCAAAGAUGUGGUCUCUAUACAUAGAAGAUCAAGAUCCCACAAUUCGUUCUAAUAUUGCAGUAGCAAUAAAGGGAAUAUUAAAUAAUAAAAUAAACACAGUAAAGAAAUCUGUCAUAUCCAUAGAACAUGAUGUACCUGCUCCAUUAGAUGAAUUUGUUGACUUAAUAAUUAAUACUAUGGCAAGUGCACUUAUAAAAGCUCUAAAGAGUUCUGAUCAUGCACUUCAUGAAACUUUGCUUCUUACAGUGAAAAAUUUUGCAAGUAUUCCAUUGUAUAUUACGGAGCGACGAAUUUUAAAUAUAUUUCUCAUCUCCAUAUUGUAUUCUACAUCAUCACCAACAGCAGUAGCAUUUGCUACAACGGCCUAUAACGACUUUGCCAAAUUAUUAAACAUUUCAACUAAAGUGUUAUAUGUUAGAUAUAAAAAAGAUUUUCUUAAGCUCAUAGUGCAAUGUGCAGUAUACAAUUUUAUAAACUAUUCUUAUAAUAUGGCAACGUCGGUACACCGUGUUGCAAAGUGCAUUGGAUACGAAGGAUCACGUCAAUUACUGCGGAAAGAUGGUCAUUAUGCAAUUUGCUUUUUACUUUCUUUCAUUGUCGAUAUACCAAAUGCAAAAGCUCUGCUACGUGAUAUAGCAGAAUUAGUUAGCAUGGAUGAAAAACAGAUGCUAAAAGAAUAUUUUCCUUAUAUUUGCAGUUAUGCAUUUUUAAAUAUGCCUCUUGCAAGUGCUGCAGAAUAUUUAAGAUUGGUGUCAAGUCUUACACAAAUGAAUUUAUCUGUACUGACAAGACAAUCAUUCAUGGGUAUAUUUGAGGAACUUAUGUUGUAUUUUCAUGAAUCUCCCGAAAAAGUGAUUGGAUUAUUGAAAAUUAUAUCCGAUUAUGACAAUAGUUCAGAAAAAAAUUUUAUUACACAGAAAGGAAUUGAAUCUUAUUUGAAUUUACGUUUGCAUGGUAUAUUAGUGAACUUCGAUAUAAAACUAAGCUCGAAGUCUGAUGAACAUACACAGAAAUCUGCACUUGCAUCAUUGGCUGCAUUAAUGAAGUUUAUGGGACCCGAAUAUUUGACUCCAUUAAGAUACAAAAUCCUAGCCACAUUGAGAACUUCUCUUGGAUUUAAAAGACCAGGAUUUGGACCUCUUAUAUGUGAUGCAUGGGAUGCAUUUAUUCAUAAUAUAGCUAUAAAAGAACUUGGUCCACUAUUACCAACAAUAUGUAUAUCAUUAAUAUCAUUAUUGAAAAUCUAUUCUCAAAAAAUAAUCACUAUAUUGAAAUUCCUCAUUAUUGAGUGCAAUGAAGAAAACUCUGAUCAUAUACCAGAAUUGUUCUUUAUAGAUGACGUAGAUGUACCUGAUGAAAUUGCACAUAUAAUUAAAGCACGUGUUUUACAAGCUAGACCAAAAGGUUUCGAAGCAAAUUUAACAUUAUGGCUAAAACGUAUCACACAUGAAACGGAUGAAGUGAGAUCUAGGGCUUUAAUAUAUUUACAAAAGUUCCUGGCGGAACACCGUAGUCAAUUGAAUAAAAUGAUUCUAAGCGACACGGAUAUUCACCCACUGAUAGUUAAGUUGUUGGAUACAUUAUUAACUGGAUGUCAACAUAAAGAUGAGAAUAUUCGUUUAUUAUACGGAGAAUGUUUAGGGGAAUUAGGUGCUAUUGAACCAAGUCUCUUACCACGACGAAUUAUUUCUAGAGAUGACUAUAAAUUUAUUUCCGAUAUGAAUGAGGAAUUCGCUUGCGCUAUGCUCUUUGAACAUGUACAGGCACUUCAAAUGCAAAAGAGUAGUCAAAGUAUGGAUUGUUUCUCACUAGCCAUUCAGGAAAUUUUAAAAGCGUUUGAGAUUACUCCUCAAGGCAGAAAUAGUGAACUGUGGAACGAUCUCCCUUUGACUACAAGACAAAUUAUUUCUCCCUUUUUAACAUCACAUUACAAAAUUGCUGCUGUGAGUGACGAUAAAAUGUUUCCUCAUCCUAUUUAUGGUUCUGAAGCCGGCUCUUCUGUUGAAAAUUGGGCAUACAAUUGGCUCUGUAGCAUGUUUAACAAUAUCCACGAUGAAAAACUUAACAGUGUAUUGCGUGCAUGCAAAUUAGCUCUCAAGCGAGACAUAAAAAUAUUAACAUUCUGCUUGCCACAUGUUGUAUCAUAUAUAAUAACAAAUGGCUCAGAACAAGAACAUACAAAGAUACGAGAGGAAAUGUUGGCAAUAAUUGAUGUUAGAAAGAAACCUACGCUUGAUCCUGAAUUAUCCCGUCAUCGACCACUUAGGAAUGUACAUAGUAUUAAAACAGAUGAUACGAGAAUCUCAGAAGAAACCAGACGUACGCGUUGUGCACAGAUCGUCUUUUCAGUAUUAGAUCAUUUACAAAGAUGGCUAUGGGAACAACGGUUAAAUCGUAAUCGUAAAUACAAAGCAGUGGAAAAUUUUUGUGAAAAAUUAAACACGUUAAUAGUGGCUGAAGGGUGUUAUCAAUCUAGAGAAUAUCAUAGGGCUUUAAUGUAUUUGGAGCAACACAUGGUCUCCUCUAAUAAAGGUUUGUCUGAACCUCUGGAGGGUGGAUUGAUAGCUAAAAUAUAUGCACAAUUGGACGAGCCAGAUGGUAUAUCCGGUAUACUAGCUUCUCAGGAUCACACGCCUACGGUGCAACAGUUAAUCUUAGCUCACGAAGUUAAUGGACAGCUUCAGGAUGCAGCCACAUGCUAUGAAAGAUUAGCACAAAAGACAGCAUUGAAACAUACAUAUCUUCAAGGAAUGAUUCAAUGCUACCUCGGUCUUGAUCAACCUUUCACGGCGAAACAUAUUACCGAAGGAGUUUUGAGCAGCAGACCAGAAUUAGAACCAUUAAUGAUUGAUAAUGAGCCUUUCUGGAAACUGGCUCAUUUCACUAGACUAGAUGAUACUUUGCAAAAAAAUAUAAAACAUUCUUUAUUAGAAGAUCUGAAACAAGGGGUAAAACCAGACUUGUUGGCAUUAAAACAGAAUUUAGUUAUGCUAUUAGAAGAUGCUUCGCGUCCAGGAGCUUAUCAACAAUGUUACUCCUAUAUUAUGAAGCUACAUAUACUGAAUGAAUUCGAUAAGGCAGUGUCUACGAUGCUAACAGAUAUACAGCAACUUCCAAUGAUAUUCGAAGAAUGGGAAAAACGUGGCCAGCUUGUUAGAUCUUCUCGUGGGGUGGAAUUUGUAUUAAGUAUGCGUAGAGCUACUUUAGAUUUAGCAGUCCAGUUAGAGAAGCAGAUUAACAAUACAGAAAAUUCUAUGCUUAAACAAGAAAUUGGAAAAAUUUGGCUUAAGAGUGCCAAAAUUGCGAGGAAGAGAGGAUUGCAUCAACAAGCGUACAUGUACAUUUUAUCAGCUAGCGAUUCUUGUCCAUUACAACAGCUAUACAUAGAACAAGCUCAGUUGUAUUGGCAAAAAGGUUGCCAAGAAGAUGCUUUUACAACAUUAAAGCGAUGUUUUGCUAGCUGUUUCCAACCGGCUAGUUAUUACAAAACCCUAUCAUCAUUAAACUGUGUUGAAGAAAGAAAACAAUGUGCAAAGGCGAAACUUCUGUAUGCAAAAUAUAAUGAUGAAACGGUGAACGUAGAUACCGAUGCCAAUAUCAUGAAUUAUAAAGAGGCUAUUGAAGUUUGGAGAGAGUGGGAGAAAAGUUUUCUUGCAUGUGCUCAGUACUAUGAGUCUGUUAUAGACAGGUUGUCAGAUGAAGAGAAGGACAAAAAAGGAAGAGAUUUACAAGUACAUACUAUGAAUUUCUAUGGAAAGUCACUUCUAUAUGGUUGCAAGUAUAUUCACCAAUCUAUGCCAAGAAUGUUAACUGUAUGGCUAGAUUUUGCUUCUCGUGUAAGAUCUCGAUCUCAUCAUUCCGUAAAUGAAGAAGUUGAAAAAUACCAACGAGAUGCGUUACUAAAAAUGACAAAAAUUAUGGAAGUGUAUCAAGACCGACUGCCAAUAUUUAUGUGGUUAACUGCAUUCAGUCAGCUUGUAUCUAGAAUAUGUCAUCCAUCAACAGAAGUACAAAAUACCCUUUAUACAAUAUUAGUAAAGCUAAUCUAUGCUUAUCCACAACAUUGCUUAUGGAUGAUGGCGUCAGUUAUCAAUUCAUCUUAUCCUGCACGCCAGAGGUGCUGUAGGGAAAUUCUAAAUAAUCCGAAGUUAAAAUCAGGGGAAAUGUUGAAACUUAUAAAAGAUUUCCAUAGGCUGUGGGAGAGACUAAUCGAAUUAUCUAAUAAGCCAAUACCUGAUGGCGUUCUGAACACUACAGUCAGUCAGUUAUCACGAAAUUUGCCUCGUUUACUUUCAACCAAAGACUUCAGCUCAAUUAUGAUGCCAACAACCAAAUUCAAACAACUUCAUCUACCCUCUAAAGGAGUAUCCUUAGAAAACCAUAAUCCAUUUUCAUCCAAUUGGGUUCAUAUAUCUGGCAUAGAAGAAGGCAUACUCGUUAUGCCAUCUCUUCAAAGACCGCGUCGCAUCGCAUUAAAAGGAUCAGAUGGUAAGCAAUAUCUUUUCAUGUGUAAACCGAAGGACGAUUUGCGAAGGGAUUUCAGAUUAAUGGAGUUCAACGAUAUCGUAAAUAAAUAUCUGCAAAAUGACCCAGAAUCUCGCCAAAGAAGAUUGUACAUUCGAACAUACAGUGUUGUUCCCUUAAACGAAGAAUGUGGUUUAAUAGAAUGGGUACCGAAUCUAGUUGGUUUUAGGCCGAUCAUACUAAACAUGUAUAAGGAAAGGGGUAUUGCAAUUUCAACCAGAGAACUCAGAAGCAUGUUAUGCACUUUAAAAGAUUCUCUGGAAAAAAAGAGGAAGGUGUUUUUAGAACAACUCAUGCCUCGACACCCUUCUGUUCUUGGAGAUUGGUUCCGCCUCACAUUCCCUGAUCCAUAUGGAUGGUACGAAGCACGUACCGCUUACAUUAGAACUACAGCAGUGAUGUCCAUGGUAGGAUAUAUUCUUGGUCUCGGAGAUCGGCAUGGAGAGAAUAUAUUGUAUGAUUCUAAAUGUGGAGACUGUGUGCAUGUGGAUUUCAAUUGUUUAUUUAACAGGGGUGAACUGUUUGAUUGGCCAGAACGAGUGCCAUUUCGUUUAACUCAUAAUAUGGUAGACGCUAUGGGACCAUUAAAAAUUGAGGGACCAUUUAGGCGUGCUUGUGAGACUACUAUGAGGGUUCUUCGACAACAGUGUAGUACAUUAGUAAGUGUACUCACUCCAUUUGUAUAUGAUCCGCUUGUUAGCUGGAACAAAAAUCAAGCCUGCGAAGGCGGUGAAAAAACAAACGAAAAGGCUGUAGAACAUAUAAAAAAUAUAGAACAGCGACUUAAGGGUUUAAUUCGAUCACAUGGAAAGAAAUUAGAAAAUAUUGCACUGAACUUAAGUGUUGAAGGACAAACUAAUCAUCUGAUUUUGGAAGCAACUAACAUAGAUAACCUUUGCCAAAUGUAUUUUGGUUGGGGUGCGUACAUGUAAGGAAUAAUUAAGAGAAUACCUGAUUACUUGUAUAUAACACAAUAAUUGCGGGAUAUUUAUAAUUAUGAAAAUCAAAUCCGAUUCUUAAGCUUCUAAAUUGAAGCUUCGAAACAUCAUAAAGUAUGAAAGUGCAGUACUAAGGGUCUGCAAAAUGUAUAUAAAUCAUUUAUACAAUUUCUGUAUAUUGUAAGCAACAUUAUGAUAUUAAAAAUUUUAUAUGUUUUCAUACAAUAGAUACGUAAACUUUUACCGAAGCGAAGCUUUCCAAUUGCAUGAUAUAUAUUUUCCCUGCAGAAAUGUAACUAGGUCUUUGCGAACGUAGCAUAAUCAUCAAUGCUUCGUACUUAACGAAAGUUGACACUUUGUACCAUUGUAUAGAAUAUACAGCUCGGCUUAUCCCAACACUCUAUUACCAUAAAAAAUAAUUUGAGAUUAAAUAUAUCAUGUUGUACAAAAUAAUGCGAUCCACGUUUAUCUACGAUUAUUUUUACCUGGGAGAUUAAUAUAUCUCCAGGAAAACAAAAAAGCAGUAAUUGGAAAAAUGCCACUAUUAAAUGGGAACCAAAUUUUAUCAACUUAGAUUGAUCCAAUAAAGUCUAUAAUCAAAGAAAUAUGAAUAGAUAAUGAAUUAUAAUAAUGUAACAUAUAUUUUGUGCUGAAAAUAAAUUCCAUAAUUCCAAAAUUAUGCUUACUAUAGAAACUUGCAAACCAACAAAACAAAGUAUAAGGCUACUGGCCACAGUUUGCAAAAAUAGCAUUACAUUAAAAUUCUUUUCCAUAUUAUUACAGAACCUGAAGUUUGUUAAACUGAAUAAGAAAAUGCUUGACUUGUAUUAUACAUAUUAAGUU
Messenger RNA from Nomia melanderi (Alkali bee), 9112 nucleotides. Its product is annotated as serine/threonine-protein kinase ATR. Gene Ontology annotation, molecular function: protein binding; protein serine/threonine kinase activity. Gene Ontology annotation, biological process: DNA damage checkpoint signaling; telomere maintenance; DNA repair. The record is from RefSeq and is a predicted model, not a curated record. NCBI's taxonomy places the organism in Eukaryota, Metazoa, Arthropoda, Insecta, Hymenoptera, Halictidae. Gene Ontology annotation, cellular component: chromosome; nucleus.